UAGCAAACUGAGAGCAAACAGUCUGCAUUCAGAGACGAAAUAAACCAGGCGAAAUAGCUGCCUGUCUGUUAUCAUCCUGUUGUUUUGCGUCGAUUGUUGGGAGUUGCGGAGAUUUGUUGCCCUCACCGGAUUUUCACUUUCGAUCGAGCAUUCAAAUUUGAAUUUCUGCUUUGGCGAAAGAUCCAGAAAGAUGUCCAGCUCGCUUUUCGUGGCCGAUGGAAAAUUUUCUCCCGAGCUCCAAAGUGUCUUCAACUUUGGGCUAAUUACAAGGCCCCACCAAGCUCGACGAAGCAGAUAUCCAAGUUCCGAAUUCACCAAUGACGCUGUCCUGGUUGCCCAGGCCGGCAAGGAAAUGGCCCUGGCCAAGUGGGAGGCCAUCCAGAAGGGCGAGUCCGCUGACUGCAAGUUCCUGGUCGGAUCCGAAGACUCGGCUGCAGAGUUGGUUUUCGGCUCAAAGGUGGACCUGAUCUCGAGCAGCCUGUUCUUCAAAGCCGCCCUGAAGGGUCAAUUUAAGGAGCAAAUUCAGUCCAACGAGCCAAUCAGAAUCGAUUUCGUCGAGCCCAAGAUCUUCAAAAUGAUCAUGGAGUUUGCUCACACGUGCCACCUGAACCAGAAUCCUGUGAAGUCGUUGGAAGAUGCAAUACGGCUGGCCAAAGCUGCAAACUUGUUCUUGAUGCCUCCGCUGGUGAUUCUUGGCACAAAAUUGAUCAAGAAAAGUCUGAGCAUUGAAAACGUCUGGAAAGCCCUGAAUUUGCUUUUGCCUGAGAAAAAUCUGGCUUCGGUUUGCGACUCGAUUCUGUCGAUGAGAACAUUGGAAUGUCUGAAGCAGCCGACCUUCAUGGGCAUCAGCAGGGACAGUCUGCAGUACAUCUUGAGCAUGGACACUUUGAACAUUCCGUCCGAAUACCCUCUGGUGGAAGCUUGCGCCAAACUGGCCAAAGAAGAAAGAGACUGGUCCGUGAUGGACACGGCCCUGCCACUUCUGCGCCUCCUCACCCUGGAGGCCAAAGAAAUCAACUUGCUGGCCGAAUAUCUCACCGACUUUGAGAAGAAAGCGAUCGGCCAGUGGUUGGUGUUCAAUGAGGUGCCCGAUGUGGCCGGGAGCAGGUUGUGCCCCGAAGUGACCCCAAGGAAGAGACCCGUCACUUUCAGAAAUCGCAGGUUCGGCGAGUUUGAGAAUCAAGAACCUCCUCCGUCAUUUGCUUCGCUGAACUGCAAUUCAGCAUUUAAGCCACAGUUCGUCAACUUUAAAUGAGCAGAGAGACUGGAAAAUAAAGUUGACAAUUUUAUUACUGAAAUUGUUCAAUCUUGCAGUACACUUAAAAGUUAAUACAAAUAAUGUGAGAUACACCAACAUAGGAUAAGUGAAAGAAUAAAAUUUAAAAGCUGUUUUGUAGAAAGAAGUUAGUUGGAUGUAGUUGAAACGAAAUAACUUGUUCUUAAAUUAUUCUAUUAUUGGUCAGCAAUAUUUAGUCUUUAUAAUUACCAAUAUUGUGUUUAUUACUAAUUGUAAUUUUUUCAACAUGAAGGUGAUUUUGUUUACAAUUGGUCAUUUAAGUUCAAGAAAAUAUUAUAUUUUUGCAUUGUAAAUUUACUCUCAAUAGCUCUAGUUUUCCUGAAUGUGAAGGAAUUUGAUUUCUGCUGUAGGUAUUGAUUAAAUCAGAUUAAAUA
Neocloeon triangulifer is the source of this 1671-nucleotide messenger RNA. RefSeq lists its product as uncharacterized. NCBI's taxonomy places the organism in Eukaryota, Metazoa, Arthropoda, Insecta, Ephemeroptera, Baetidae. Gene Ontology annotation, cellular component: cytosol; P-body. Gene Ontology annotation, biological process: neurogenesis. The coding region runs from base 191 to 1255 and encodes 354 amino acids. The record is from RefSeq and is a predicted model, not a curated record. Gene Ontology annotation, molecular function: protein binding. The transcript has 6 exons.